AUUCAGAAUUGAGCAGCACCUCCAUUCAAACCCAUCCAAACUCAAGGCAUGAACGUUUGUUCUUCGCUGCACUGCUGCUGCUGCUGAACACCUGCCUGCACAACAAACUCUGGACCAUCGUGAUUUUUAUUAUACCCCAAUUUACCUCCAAAAACGAGGCGGACUGAAUAAUUCUGGCCCUAAACACACACACAAGUGGUUUCCCUUACUGCAAACAUGGCGAGUGCCUCCUACCACAUCUCUAAUCUUUUGGAGAAAAUGACAUCCAGCGACAAGGAUUUCCGAUUCAUGGCUACCAAUGACUUGAUGUCUGAGCUGCAGAAGGACUCCAUAAAGCUGGACGAUGAUAGUGAACGGAAGGUUGUCAAGAUGAUCCUAAAGCUCUUGGAGGACAAGAAUGGAGAAGUUCAGAAUCUGGCUGUAAAAUGUUUGGGCCCACUUGUCAGCAAAGUGAAGGAGUACCAGGUUGAAACCAUUGUUGAUACGUUGUGCACGAACAUGUUAUCAGAUAAGGAGCAGCUUCGAGAUAUUUCCAGCAUUGGCCUCAAGACUGUGAUCGGAGAGCUUCCGCCAGCAUCCAGUGGCUCUGCUCUUGCUGCUAGCGUUUGCAAAAAGAUUACAGGCCGCCUCACAAGUGCCAUUGCCAAGCAGGAGGAUGUGUCAGUUCAACUGGAAGCAUUGGACAUCAUGGCAGACAUGCUGUGCAGACAAGGAGGUCUCUUAGUGAAUUUCCACCCUUCCAUUCUGAGCUGUCUGCUGCCUCAAUUGACGAGUCCUCGCCUGGCUGUGCGGAAGAGGACCAUCAUCGCCCUGGGACAUCUGGUCAUGAGCUGCGGAAACCUGGUCUUUGUGGACCUCAUCGAGCACUUACUGUCCGAGCUUUCUCGCAAUGAAUCCAUGUCAACCACACGCACUUACAUCCAGUGCAUCGCUGCCAUCAGCAGACAGGCUGGCCACAGAAUCGGUGAGUACUUGGAGAAGAUCAUCCCAUUGGUAGUGAAGUUCUGCAAUGUUGAUGAUGAUGAAUUGAGGGAAUACUGCAUCCAAGCUUUUGAGUCUUUCGUAAGGAGGUGUCCGAAGGAAGUCUACCCACACGUCCCAACAGUCAUUAGCAUAUGUCUGAAGUAUCUGACCUACGACCCCAACUACAACUAUGAUGAUGAAGAUGAAGAUGAAAACGCGAUGGAUGCCGAUGGUGUAGACGAAGAUUACCAAGGCAGUGAUGAUGAGUACAGUGACGAUGAUGACAUGAGUUGGAAAGUGAGGCGGGCGGCAGCAAAAUGCUUGGACGCCGUGGUGAGCACACGGCACGAGAUGUUACCCGAGUUCUACCGCACGGUUUCACCAGCGCUCAUCGCCCGAUUUAAAGAACGGGAAGAGAAUGUAAAAGCAGAUGUAUUCCAUGCCUACUUGUCACUUCUCAAGCAGACGCGCCCGGCCCAGAGCUGGCUCUGUGACCCAGAUGCCAUGGAACAGGGAGAAACUCCUCUCACAAUGCUGCAAAGCCAGGUGUCCAUGAUAGUGAAAGCAUUGCACAAACAGAUGAAGGAGAAAAGUGUUAAGACCAGGCAGUGCUGCUUUAACAUGCUGACAGAACUUGUGAAUGUGCUGCCAGGGGCCCUGACACAGCAUAUUCCAGUUCUCAUCCCAGGAAUAAUAUUUUCUCUCAAUGAUAAGUCAAGCUCCUCUAACCUGAAGAUAGAUGCCCUCUCCUGCUUGUAUGUGGUCCUGUGCAAUCAUCAGCCCCAAGUCUUCCAUCCCCAUGUUCAGGCCAUAGUGCCUCCUGUAGUUGCUUGUGUGGGUGAUCCCUUUUACAAGAUCACCUCUGAAGCCCUACUGGUCACCCAGCAGGUGGUCAAAGUCAUCAGGCCCCUGGAUCAACCAGAUGCUUUUGAUGCUUCACCCUACAUCUCUGACCUCUUUGCGUGCACCAUCAAAAGGCUAAAGGCAGCAGAUAUUGACCAAGAAGUUAAGGAGCGAGCUAUUUCCUGUAUGGGGCAGAUUAUUUGCAAUCUUGGUGAUAGCCUUGGAGCAGACCUACCAGGUACUCUCAACAUCUUCCUGGAGCGUUUAAAGAAUGAGAUAACAAGGUUGACCACUGUCAAAGCUUUGACGCUUAUUGCAGGGUCACCUCUGAAGAUCAACCUUAGGCCCAUCUUGGGUGAAGCUGUUCCCAUUCUGGCCUCCUUUCUGCGUAAGAACCAACGAGCAUUGAAGCUUAGCACGCUUGCUGCCCUGGAUAUUCUGGUCAAGAACUACAGCGAUAGUGUAACACCGGCCAUGAUUGAUGCCGUGCUGGCUGAGCUGCCACCUCUUAUCAACGAAAGUGACAUGCAUGUCUCCCAGAUGGCUAUCAGCUUCUUAACAACACUUGCAAGAGUCCACCCAGACUCACUGUCCAAGAUCAGUGGCUCCAUUCUGGCUGAACUCAUCGCUCUUGUCCGUUCGCCAUUACUACAAGGUGGUGCCCUUAGCGCCAUGCUGGAAUUCUUCCAAGCUCUUGUAGCCACGGGAACUGCCAGCUUGGGCUACAUGGACUUGCUACGUAUGCUAACAGGUCCUGUGUAUGCCCAGAGUGCAACUCUAACCCAUAAGCAGUCCUACUACUCCAUCGCAAAGUGCGUGGCCGCUCUGACGCGCGCCUGCCCUAAAGAAGGCCCUGCAGUGGUGGGGCAGUUCAUACAAGAUGUGAAGAACUCGCGCUCCACUGACUCCAUCCGAUUGCUGGCUCUGCUUUCCCUGGGAGAGGUUGGACAUCACGUUGAUUUGAGUGGCCAGCCAGAGCUGAAGACUGUCAUCCUGGAUGCAUUCUCUUCAGCCAGCGAAGAGGUAAAAUCGGCAGCCUCAUACGCAUUGGGCAGCAUCAGUGUGGGAAACCUCCCGGAGUACCUGCCCUUUGUCCUGCAAGAGAUCUCUGGCCAGCCCAAGCGGCAGUACCUGCUGUUGCACUCUCUCAAGGAAAUCAUUAGUUCUGCCUCUGUGGCAGGUCUCAAACCGUAUGUGGAAAGCGUGUGGGCAUUGCUGCUCAAACACUGUGAGUGUACAGAAGAAGGCACAAGGAAUGUUGUAGCGGAAUGUCUGGGCAAAUUAACGCUCAUUGACCCAGAGACUCUUCUGCCCAGACUAAAGAGCUAUCUGUUAUCAGGAUCAUCUUACGCCAGAAGCUCUGUAGUUACAGCAGUUAAAUUCACGAUUUCUGAUCACCCACAGACAAUUGACCCCCUUCUUAAAAACUGCAUAGGUGAUUUCUUGAAAACAUUGGAAGAUCCAGACCUCAAUGUACGAAGAGUUGCUUUAGUUACCUUCAACUCUGCAGCACAUAACAAACCCUCCCUUAUCCGAGACCUAUUGGAUACAGUUCUUCCUCAUUUGUACAAUGAGACCAAAGUUCGCAAGGAACUAAUCAGAGAGGUUGAGAUGGGUCCGUUCAAACAUACAGUGGAUGAUGGGCUGGACAUUCGGAAGGCUGCGUUUGAGUGCAUGUACACUCUAUUAGACAGCUGCCUUGAUAGACUUGACAUCUUUGAAUUCUUAAACCAUGUUGAAGAUGGACUUAAAGACCAUUACGAUAUCAAGAUGCUGACGUUUCUCAUGCUGGCCAGAUUGUCUUCUCUGUGUCCCAGUGCAGUGCUACAGAGGUUGGACAGACUUGUAGAGCCACUCAGGGCUACAUGCACCACAAAGGUAAAGGCCAACUCUGUAAAACAGGAGUUUGAAAAGCAAGAUGAGCUCAAACGAUCAGCCAUGCGAGCAGUGGUGGCCCUACUAACCAUCCCAGAGGCAGAGAAAAGCCCCCUAAUGAGUGAAUUUCAGUCUCAGAUCAGCUCCAACCCUGAGCUGGCCGCCAUCUUCGACAGCAUCCAGAGGGACUCCUCCAGCGCCAACAUGGAAUCCAUGGACACUAGUUAAAUGAUGACUCCAACGAAAGCGCGCCCGUCACUGUCGCUCCCAAGAAAAUACAGAGAGAUUACCAACCCUGGGGGACCCUUAUAUUGUUCCAUGCAUUGCACUGAAUCCAAAAUAGGAGGAAAACAAAAAUCUAAAAUCAAAAAAAGAAGAAAAAAAACUAAUGAAAAGACAGACAUUCAUUCUCUUAAGCUUUAAAGCUUAUUACCACAUUCUUUGUUUUUCUUUACACGACAAGAAAUCGUUUCAGUUGAUCUCUUUUCUCCAUUCCUCCCUCACCAAACUGACAGCGUAGAAAUGGACCACAGUAUUUGAGUUACCAUGGGAGAUUUAUUCUUUACAUUCUAGGCUGCAGACAACUGAAAUCGGGAUCACAGGGGUAGCACUCAAUGAGUUUUAAUCGUUCAGGACCAUUUUUUUUUUCUUAUCAGACAAGUUUUAUUAGGUUUUUGUAUGAUUCUAAUGUCAUCUCUCUCUCCUCUUGUUACUGUUGAUGUCUCGAGUACAGAGCAAGAUCUUAGAAAUAUUAUCCUGAUGAGGUGUGGCAUAGUUAGAGUAUUACAUUGAAUGAAUGACCAAUGUUUUUUCAUCAUUGCAUUUCAUUACAUUCCCACUGUCCGAAAAAGUCAGUUGUCUGCAUGUGUCAUGCAUCCAUAGAAAUGAGAAUUCAACUGCCCACAAUUUGCAUACUAUUUUUCUUUUUCUACUUAAUGACAGUUUUGUUUGGCUCGGUCAUAUAGGGAUGAAAUAUGACAUCAAACAUUGUUAUGAGGAAAUAUUUGCCCUGUAUCGAACGCACAUAUGUGAAUAAAACGAGUGGAGAAUCUUC
This is a messenger RNA of Myxocyprinus asiaticus (Chinese sucker), 4735 nucleotides long. Its product is annotated as cullin-associated NEDD8-dissociated protein 1. Gene Ontology annotation, biological process: protein ubiquitination; SCF complex assembly. NCBI's taxonomy places the organism in Eukaryota, Metazoa, Chordata, Actinopteri, Cypriniformes, Catostomidae. The coding region runs from base 217 to 3909 and encodes 1230 amino acids. Gene Ontology annotation, cellular component: nucleus. The transcript has 15 exons. The record is from RefSeq and is a predicted model, not a curated record.